CCCUCAAGAGCAGCCAGCAUUUAACUAUGAGCAGGAGUCCGGACCUUUGGCAGACAGGCGGCAGUACAGAAAGCGGGCUGCCCAAGCAAUGCAAUAUUAAUCCGUGUAAUAACUUCGCGACCCGGCUGCCGACCCUCGCAAGGGCCCCGCAGGUUGAUAACGUUGCACGCCCACAAAACCUUCCGGGGUAGUUACAAUCCGAACUGCAGGGCGAGCGCUGACGCCCCGGGGCCAGGCGUAGCAAGGCGCCGCGGGUUGCCACGCAUGAGCAGGGGCACGCGUGGCUCCGCCGGAUCGGGCCCUCCGCCACGUCGCGGCGGGCUCGGUGGCCUCUAGAUGGUGCUCUGGGCAGCGCCUGCUCCUCGCGAGCCCGUGGCGGGGCCGCCUCCUCCCCCUCUGAGCUCAGUUCCUGCUGCCCCGCGUCUCUCGGGGCUGCCGAGCUCGCCGCCAGCAUGUCUUCCAACGCCAGCCUGAGCAGCAUGCAGCGGCUGGUGGAGCAGCUCAAGCUGGAGGCGGGGGUGGAGAGGAUCAAGGUCUCUCAGGCAGCUGCAGAACUUCAGCAGUAUUGUAUGCAGAACGCCUGCAAAGAUGCCCUGCUAAUAGGUGUUCCUGCUGGGAGCAAUCCUUUCCGGGAGCCUAGAUCCUGUGCUUUACUCUGAAGUCAGAGAACGUCGGUGGAGAGUUCUCUUCAAGCAUGAAAUGAAUAACAGCUGCCUUUCCUUCUCAAGAAAACACUAGCUCUGUGCCCUACUUUUCCUGUGGCCAAAACAAUCUCCUAGAUAUUUAUCAGUCUGUUCUGGUGUAUCAGUAGUUGACUAGAUCUUUUGCUAAUAUGUGUAAAGUAUUUUAUACGAGAAAGCACUCUUAAUAACUGAGUUAACAUUGUUUCCAUAGUUACUACGCAAGGCUAUUUAAUUAUGAGGUUGUUUACAUUUUAGAAAGGAAAAAAUAUUUUAAUUUUACCAGAUAACUUUUUCCCCUCUUAAUAAUUGUGAUGCCUGGAUUAAGGAUUUUUCUACACAUUUAAAUUGCUUCUUCCUCUCACCCACACUUGGGAUUUACAUUUUCUAAACAGACACCCACUGAGUGCAUGUUAAAAUACACAAGAACCCAGUUUUAAUAAGAGACAGUGUUGCCAAAUGGAAAGGUUUUUUGUUUUGUUUUUAAAUUUUUAAGACUUGGGAGCUAACUCAGACUGCUUUGCAGCUGCCUUUAAAUCAGUAUGUGAUGUCUUUUAUAGAAAUUGCCUGACAGUAUGUAGCACAGACUUGAUUCUUAUGACACAUUCACUACAGAAUGUCCAACUUGUUUACUGUCUUUCUUAUUUGUGCUUCUCAAGAUACUGCUUUGUUGGAAUUUUCUUAACAUGUUUAAAAUCUGAUUAACAAUAUUCACAGAACACUAGAAAAACAUGAAUGCAAAAUGAGUUCACACUCAGAAUUAUCAAGGCUUGAAAUACACUCAUAGAGGCUUAAUGAGUUGUGUAUAAUGUUGGUUGUGUGCCUUUGUUUUUUUACAGAGCACUUUUACAAGACACUGCUUAUUUUUGUAAUAGUUUUUCAUUUUGUUUAUUCUCCAGUGUUUGUAUUAAUCUUUUAGAAGCUUGGAAAUAAAAUGUCUUUCCCUACUGCC
Molecule: messenger RNA, 1632 nt
Organism: Mauremys reevesii (Reeves's turtle)
Lineage: Eukaryota; Metazoa; Chordata; Testudines; Geoemydidae
Gene: GNG10
Product: G protein subunit gamma 10
Exons: 3
Coding region: 453-659 (68 amino acids)
Biological process (GO): G protein-coupled receptor signaling pathway
Cellular component (GO): heterotrimeric G-protein complex
Molecular function (GO): G-protein beta-subunit binding
Source: RefSeq, a predicted model, not a curated record